GGGUCCACUUGGAAGCCUACCAUGCAGACACAUUUUUGUUUUAUAUUUCUCCAAAAAAAAGAAAAAGGGAAAAUGAGAAAUGGUAAGCUGUCGGUGGAGUGGCAUUAGCUCAAGUAGGUCAGCCUUCACCUUCCACAGCUUUGCUUGAUGCCAAAUCCAGCCUGUCUCCCUCAAUCUGCACCGUUCAUUCCCACAUCACAACCAAUUUCCACCGUUCAUCAUGCUAAGUCUCUCUUUUUCUUUCUUCUCUUUUGCAUUGCAAGUAUUGUAUUGUACUAAGAAUAGAAUGGGGAUCUUGAAGAUGAGGAUUUUGGUAUUGUUGCUGAUAGUUUUGAUGGUUUCAAUUGUGAAUGGAGAUGAGAAUGAGUCAUUCAAGAAGAAACCGACAAUAGUGAAGACGGUGAAGGGUGUGAAGAUGUGUGUUAAGGAUUGGGAGUGCAACAAAUUGUCAAGAUUUUGUUGUAAUUUGACGAUAACAGAUUAUCUAGAUACCUAUCAAUUUGAGCUCCUUUUUGCUAAGAGGAACACACCUGUGGCUCAUGCUGUGGAUUUCUGGGAUUAUGAUUCUUUCAUUAAGGCUGCUGCCCUUUUCCAGCCUCUUGGUUUUGGUACCACUGGUGGUAAAAAAAUGCAGAUGAAGGAAGUCGCUGCUUUCUUUGGGCAUGUCGGUAGCAAAACUUCUUGUGGUUAUGGAGUGGCUACGGGUGGACCAUUGGCUUGGGGUCUCUGCUAUAACAAGGAAAUGAGUCCCAGCAAAGAUUACUGUGAUGAUUACUUCAAAUUAACCUACCCCUGCACUCCUGGUGCUCGAUAUUAUGGUCGUGGCGCUUUGCCUAUAUACUGGAACUACAAUUAUGGAGCUAUUGGUGAAGCCCUGAAGCUAAAUCUGUUGGACCAUCCCGAAUACAUUGAACAAAAUGCUACCAUGGCUUUCCAGGCUGCUAUUUGGAGGUGGAUGAACUCAGUGAAGAAGGGUCAGCCUUCAGCUCAUGAUGCCUUUGUUGGCAACUGGAAGCCCACAAAGAACGAUACUUUGUCGAAUCGACUUCCUGGUUUCGGCACCACCAUGAACAUUCUCUAUGGUGAUAGUGUUUGUGGCCAAGGUGAUAUUGAUGGCAUGAACAACAUCAUCUCCCAUUACCAGUAUUACCUUGACUUGAUGGGCGUUGGUCGCGAGGAAGCAGGACCUCACGAAGUACUCACCUGCGGAGAUCAAAAAGCUUUUAACCCAACUGCUGCCCCUACUGCUGCUUCUUGAGACUUAAAAAAAAUCUCAUAUUGUUACUUUUAGCCCGAAAGAAGCAUACAAUAAGUGAAGUGAUAUAUGUAUGACGCUUGAAUCAUAAUGUGAGGAUGUUGCCCUUGUUGUUGUUGUC
This is a messenger RNA of Capsicum annuum, 1376 nucleotides long. RefSeq names its product chitinase-like protein 1. The transcript is spliced from 4 exons. Gene Ontology annotation, biological process: carbohydrate metabolic process; chitin catabolic process; cell wall macromolecule catabolic process. The coding region runs from base 221 to 1258 and encodes 345 amino acids. Gene Ontology annotation, molecular function: chitinase activity. Lineage: Eukaryota; Viridiplantae; Streptophyta; Magnoliopsida; Solanales; Solanaceae. The record is from RefSeq and is a predicted model, not a curated record.